UUUUCGUUUUUGCAGCUCUGCGGUAGUGAGUGGUCGAUCCAGGUCUACAUAAAAAAAUAUAAAAACGUAAAAUUAACGCUAAUAGUUACGUGGGCAGUCAUUUUUAAGGAAAUAAACUCUCAAUAGCAGAGCAGCAGCAAGGCGGAAACAUGGGUGACGUCAUGAAUAUAGACAGCAUAAUAUCCCGACUGCUGGAGGUGCGUGGGGCACGGCCAGGCAAGAAUGUACAGCUCUCGGAGAACGAGAUCCGAGGUCUCUGCCUGAAGUCGCGCGAGAUCUUCCUCUCGCAGCCCAUCCUGCUGGAACUGGAGGCGCCGCUGAAGAUCUGCGGCGACAUUCACGGCCAGUACUAUGAUUUGCUGCGUCUCUUCGAGUACGGCGGCUUUCCGCCGGAAUCAAACUACCUGUUCCUGGGCGAUUACGUUGACCGCGGCAAGCAGUCGUUGGAGACCAUUUGUUUGCUGCUCGCCUACAAAAUCAAAUACUCGGAGAACUUCUUCCUGCUGCGCGGCAACCAUGAAUGCGCCAGCAUUAACCGCAUCUACGGCUUCUACGACGAGUGCAAGCGCCGCUACAGCAUCAAGCUAUGGAAGACGUUCACCGACUGCUUUAACUGCCUUCCGGUGGCGGCCAUUGUUGACGAAAAGAUCUUCUGCUGCCACGGCGGCCUGAGUCCCGAUCUGACCUCGAUGGAGCAGAUCCGUCGGAUCAUGCGGCCCACCGACGUUCCCGAUCAGGGCCUGCUGUGCGAUCUACUCUGGUCCGAUCCGGACAAGGACACUAUGGGCUGGGGCGAAAACGAUCGUGGCGUCAGCUUCACCUUCGGCGCCGAGGUGGUGGCCAAGUUCUUGCAGAAGAACGAGUUCGAUCUCAUCUGUCGCGCUCACCAGGUGGUCGAGGACGGCUACGAGUUUUUCGCAAAGCGCCAAUUGGUUACGCUCUUCUCGGCGCCCAACUAUUGCGGCGAGUUCGACAACGCCGGCGCCAUGAUGUCUGUGGACGACACGCUGAUGUGCUCGUUCCAGAUCCUGAAGCCGGCAGAUAAACGUAAAAAGUAAUAUCACACACAGCAGCCCAACAACAAACAAAAGUCUUUUUCUAUAUAACAAAAAAACAAAACAACAAACAAAACCAACCGACACCCAAGAAACAAAUCCGAAACAUACAACCAGAAAUAAAUAAUAUGCUUGAAACACAUCAGAUCAUGGAUGAAACCCGGGGCGAGUCAAAAUCUACACCAAUAGAAACAGAAACCCUAUCCCAAUACCUUACCACCCUGGAUAAGAUGAUGCAUGGAGGACCCCAUCUUGGACCCAUAGCGGAAGAAAAAUGUUUUAACCCAUUGAGAUUUAAUUACAACUUCACAUUAACAAAUACCAUGAUUAAAAGCAAACAUAUUUAUUUUUAAUAACCGCUCCAGCCCCCGCAUAUCUUCAAUAUCUAUCGACCAACCCAUUCGCACACACUCACAUACACACACAAACACACAUACACCUACAGACCUGCUGCUAUAUACGUUUUGUCCAAAUUUUAAACACUAGGUAAACAGGUCAGCCUAGUAGAAUCGGAUUAGACCGCAGUCUCGGUCAUAAAGCAUAUAGAAACGGGGGCCCUUUAGCGCUCUUAGGCCUUAGGAAGAGUAUAUGAAACAAAAACAAAUAACAAAAAAGAAAAAUUUAAAGAAAAGGGAAAACAUUAAACAAAGGAGGAGAUAUAAGGAACGCUUGCCAAGAAGUGAGGAAUGUAAACACUGUGUUUUGACCUUGAAUUUAAAAGAGAAAUCGAUCAGUUUUUGUUCGUCCACUUUAGUCCAAAAGAAAAAAAAAAA
Molecule: messenger RNA, 1828 nt
Organism: Drosophila serrata
Lineage: Eukaryota; Metazoa; Arthropoda; Insecta; Diptera; Drosophilidae
Gene: Pp1-87B
Product: Protein phosphatase 1 at 87B
Cellular component (GO): nucleus; cytoplasm
Molecular function (GO): protein serine/threonine phosphatase activity
Source: RefSeq, a predicted model, not a curated record